AUGAUCAGUAACAGUAAGAGCAUUUUUAUUAAAGCUUUCUCUAUUAGCGCACUUACGGUAGGCUGCUUGCUUUUCACUAUUGCGCAUAUUAUGACGGAAAUCCAGUCAGUAGAAAAUGAACUUAACGUGGAAAUGGAUGCUUUCAAGGUGAAGGCAAAUGAUCUUUGGAACAGUAUAUUGUCGAUGAAUAUUGCGCAUCGUCAACGGCGUCAAUAUUUCAGUGAAAAAACGAUGACCACCACUGACAGUAAUCAAAAAGCACACAAAGAAUUUGCUGUAGGACCAGAAGGACCUUCUAGGCCAGGAGAACCUUCUAAGCCAGAAGAACCUUUUAGGCCAGAAUCUUCCAAAGAAGUGCACGAGGAGACUAAAUGUGAACCAGGACCUCCCGGAGCCAAAGGCGAAAAGGGUCUCGAUGGAUCUGAUGGAGAAGAUGGCAAGGAUGCUCCGAAUGGUUUAGAUGCAGACAAUACUCAGAUUCAGGUGCAACAGUAUGAAAGCUGUUUUCAUUGCCCACCAGGCCCACCUGGUCAGCCAGGUCCACCAGGACGUCCUGGUCCUCGUGGAAUGCGUGGUGCCCGAGGACAAAGUGGCUUGCCUGGUCGAGAUGGACAACCUGGCCCACCAGGACAGAUGGGUGCUGAUGGUCCACCUGGUAUAACUGGUGAUGAAGGACCACAAGGAGAACCUGGAAUUGAUGUAGAUCAUAUUGUUGGUGUUCAAGGUCCGAAAGGAAUUCCAGGCCUUGUUGGUCCACCUGGUGAACCAGGUGAUGAUGGUGAACCUGGUAUUCAAGGAAGUAAAGGAGCACCAGGAAUACGGGGACCUAUUGGAGAGAAAGGCGAUGAUGGUGAACAGGGUGAACCCGGCAUUGCGGGCUAUGAUGGUUUGCCAGGAAAUGAUGCUGAAUACUGUCCAUGUCCUCGUCGAAGUACCGAUACAGACAAAUCAGAUUCAUCUGGUAUUGCAAAUGCAAAACAGCUCUCACCUCAUUAUCCACAAUCAUUUAUUUUAUAA
Thelazia callipaeda (thelaziosis nematode) is the source of this 1017-nucleotide messenger RNA. Lineage: Eukaryota; Metazoa; Nematoda; Chromadorea; Rhabditida; Thelaziidae. The record is from the annotation of a GenBank genome assembly.